Neurospora hispaniola is the source of this 1067-nucleotide messenger RNA. RefSeq names its product putative necrosis-inducing factor-domain-containing protein. The record is from RefSeq and is a predicted model, not a curated record. NCBI's taxonomy places the organism in Eukaryota, Fungi, Ascomycota, Sordariomycetes, Sordariales, Sordariaceae. The transcript has a single exon. The coding region runs from base 469 to 1011 and encodes 180 amino acids.
AUCCCUGGUGUUGUAUGUUUUUUUGCUUGUCUUUUUUUUCUCCCGCUUUUUGCCCUUGUUCUUCUCCCUUGACACUUUAUUUUUAAUCCUGUUCUCGCCAUCCUGUUCUCAUGUUGUGGAUCGCAUGAUGCAAAAUACAAUACUAACCAGCGGUUGAGGUUCUUACGAUUGUACAUCGUCAAAGACUCCAAACUGAACAACCACGUUGUAUUCAAUAUGUCGCCAUCCUUUGUCUCGAUCAACCAAGUCAGGAACGCUGUAAUUAGCACCAUUAGACAAACUGUAUAAAUACUAGAUGUCAAAAUGGAGAUUGGUUUGACUGGGCUGUCUGUCCGUUGAUUUCCAUCGAACAUUCGUCUUCCACGUUGUCGCUCUUUGAUUUUAACUGCUUGGAACAGCAGCCGACACCAACAUUCAUUACAAGAUAUUCGUUGCAACUCUCGCCAAGAAAAAAGGAAACCAAUAACCAUGAUCACUUGCGAAUUCCUCCUCUUCAUCCUCCUCUUCCUCUUCUCCACCGGCCUCGCUCUCCCGACAUCCACCACCACUACCAACACCUCCUCCUCCUCCGCCUUUGGCUUCUACCUCCCCCGCCCAAUUUCCUACCCCACCGCCUUGAUCGGCCCCCGCGAAGAAGGUCCCAAAACCUUCUGCAAGAACUACGGCCCUGUAAUCGACCAAACUUCCGCAGCCUCCCCCUACAGCGUCGACUGCAAGCAGAUAUCCAUCAACGUUGGCGCGGGCGGCUCGUGGAAGUGGGCGACGGGUUCCAAUCCAAAGAUCAUCGCCAAGUACGGCACCUGUCUGGUGGGCGUGGAGGGAGGGGAGGGCGUGCUCUGGGGAAAUUGGCUAAGAACCGGAAACGAGGAUGUGGUCUGGAUGAUUGAAGAGACGCUUAAACUGCCGUUCUAUAAUGGGGAAAAAGUGGGCAGUAAGGGGACUAUGGAGUGUACUACUUUGACGUUGCCACAUCGGGAUUUUGCCAUCAAAUGGGGGGUUUGGCAUACGUAGGCUCGCAGCAGCGGGAGAGGUAAAGGGGGUUAGUUAUAGGUGGUCUGAGAAGGGUG